This is a messenger RNA of Seminavis robusta, 1663 nucleotides long. The record is from the annotation of a GenBank genome assembly. NCBI's taxonomy places the organism in Eukaryota, Bacillariophyta, Bacillariophyceae, Naviculales, Naviculaceae.
CAAGAAAGCUUCGCGGCGGACCGGUACCGACGUGGUGCCAACAACCAGAAUGAAUAAGCUGGCAAUCUGGCAAUGGUAUCGGUACUAGUAUCAGGAACAUGUAUGUAGGUAACCUUUCCAUGAACGAUAAUCUAUUACCUAUUGAGAGGGGUAUCGGUACCAGGUACAUUGGCUUUGGAAGACUUGUCCUAUCUCAGCUUUGUUGGUUCUGCUUUGAAGAAGGACCAGCAUGAGUGAAGUGAAGGAAUCGACCAUCAGGCAAAUGACACGUCUAGCCAAUGAGCAUUGCGCUGUAAAUCUCAGCCAAGGCUUCCCCAAUGAGGCACCACCACUUGAUGUCAGACUGGCUUUGGCGCAUGCUGUGGUGGUAGGACAGCCAGUGGAAGAAGGUGACGAGGGCAACCAUCAUCACUACAACUCCCUUCUUCGGCAUCUUUCUUCCAUGAGCAUGUCAUCUUCUUCCGAGACUCCCAGCGAGGAUAUCAGUGAUAGUGGCGGUGGUCUUUCUAGCGAUAUCCUAAACCAAUAUUCCCCGCCCAUGGGGCGUGGGGAUCUGAGAUCUGCCAUUUCUGCCUACUACAAGCGGUUAUACGAUUAUGACGUCGACAGUGACAACAUCACAGUCACUCUCGGUGCUACCGAAGCUGUGGCAUCGUCACUGCGGUCGCUUGGAAAGCCUUCAGACAAGGUGGUGAUCUUUGAGCCUUUUCAUGAACUCUACCCAUCUCAAUGCCGUCUAUUCUAUUUGCAACCAACCUAUGUGACCCUCAGGCCGGCACACGACAACGCUUCAUGGAUGUUUGACCCCUUGGAACUGGAGGAGGCCAUGAAGGAUGCCCGUUUGCUCAUUCUGAAUACUCCUCAUAAUCCUACGGGAAAAGUAUUCACGCGCAAAGAGCUGCAAAUCAUUGUGGAUCUUUGUUUGAAGUACAGUGUGUACGUGAUUAGUGACGAGAUUUACGAGCACAUGUGCUAUUCCGAAAGCCAUGGCCACAUAUUGUUGCCUCAAGCCUUUCCAGAAGUAGCCAACCUCUGUUUAAUCUGCAACUCUUUGGGGAAGUCGGCUUCUGCCACUGGUUGGCGAUUGGGCUGGUGCAUCCAUCCUCCUCACAUCAGCGAUACAUUUCGAGGAAUCCAUGAUCAGUUGGUGGUCAUGUCACCGCACCCUGUACAGUAUGCCGCAUUGACGUACUUGUCACUGCCUGAUCAGUACUUCCGCGAAGAGCUUAAGGAACGGUACCAAGGCCGGAUCAAGCUACUUGCGGGGACACUACAGGAACUAGGUUUUGGUUUGACACCCGUGGAAGGAGCUUACUAUCUGUUUGUCAGGUACCGAAAUGUAAAGGCAUUGGCCUAUUUCGACAGUCCCAUGGAAGCUGCCAUGUAUCUGUUGGAAAAGGUGGGAGUGGCUUGUGUCCCUGGGGAUAACUUUUAUGGGAAGGCUGUUGAGGAGCAAGGGAACCAAUAUCUGCGAUUUGCAGGAUGUCGAUCGGAGGCAGAUAUCAAAGAAGCAUGUUCCAGGCUGCGGGCUCACCUUGGAUAGAUAGUUAUCAAGGUGGUUCCUGACCAGUGCCCGCAUGCCCGUUUUAGGUAGCGUCCCAGAGAUAUAUAGAGACGGUAUGAUACGUACCGUACCGUCCAGCUAGGCCUUCAUUAUUUUUUC